CGUGCAGCUCUCAGUGUCGUGAAAGCAGACAGACAGACAGACAGAGAAGCUGCAGCUGAUUCUGCGUCAGUAAGGAUGUCUGAACACCAGCAGGGUCUCGUUUAUUUGAUCACCGGAGGCUGCGGGUUCCUCGGGAAACACCUCCUGAGGGUUCUGCUGGAGAAGGAGGACAAGCUGGUGGAGGUGCGAGUGUUUGACCGACACAUCGACCCCGAUUUAAAGGGACUCAGCACAGAGCGGACGAAGGUGGUGGUCAUCCCGGGAGACAUCACAGACUACAGCAAGGUGUUGGAGGCCUGCGAGGGGGUCGACGUCGUCAUCCACACGGCCAGUUUGGUGGACGUUUGGCACCGAGUCCCAGAGAAACGCAUCUACUCUGUCAACGUCACAGGGACGGAGAAUGUCAUUGAUGCCUGUGUGGAGUGCAACAUCGAGUGCCUGGUUUACACCAGCAGCAUGGAGGUGAUUGGGCCCAACAUCAACGGAGACCACUUUAGGAGGGGGAAUGAAGAUACGCCUUACCUCAUCAAACACACUAUGGCCUACCCAAAAACCAAGGCAAAGGCAGAGAAAAUUGUGCUUGACGCUAAUGGCAUGAAGGUGAAGAGCGGAAAGUGUUUGUACACUUGCUCCUUGAGGCCGACGGGGAUUUACGGUGAAGGCCAUCCGCUGAUUAAGGACUUCUACGAGCUGUGUGUUCAAAGAGGAGGCGUGGUCAUGGGUGGCAUCCCGGACCACAUUGAACACGGCCGGGUCUAUGCAGGUAAUGUGGCCUGGAUGCAUCUACUGGCAGCACGAGCGCUGAGGGAAAACCCGCAGAAGAUAGGAGGUGAAGCUUUCUUCUGCUAUGACGACUCGCCCUACAAAAGCUACGAGAAUUUCAACAUGAUGCUGCUCUCCUCAUUUAACUUCAGAAAGAAGCGCAUCCCAGGACUGGUGCUCUGGUUCCUGGCCAUGUUUAAUGACAUGCUCCGCUGGAUACUCAGCCCCGUGUACAACUACACGCCGUUACUGAACAGUUACACCUUAGCCGUGGCCAGUACCACCUUCACAGUGGGCACAGAUAAAGCCCAGCGGUAUUUCCAGUAUCGCCCCAUGUAUGACUGGAAUCAGUGUCUCUCCCGAACACAGAAAUGGAUCGACACAUUCCCUUUAAGUAAAACCAAAGACUCCUAGUGCAACCGCAACCACUGCUACAGACACCAGAUAUUACUAUGUAGACAAGCAGUAUCACUGGUAUGAAUGUUAGCUAAUAUUUGAAGUAAAAAUAACCUCACAGUAUGCACAGUGUAUAUGAGAGAGCUUUCAGAACAACAAAUAACACAUAUAUACAUACACACAGAGAAAGUCUGCUUAGAAACAAAUAAUUGUUCACCUCAGAAUCAAAAUCCAAAUGUUUUCAUGCUAUUUAUGUAAUUUUUUUAUUUAUAAUAGCUCUUAAAUUGAGCUUCUGAGAACAAAUUUCGGUGUUAACACCAGUAUUAAAGGGAGAACAGUGAUCAUGAGAACAAAGGGACAAGGCAAUAUCUAACAUGGAAGUGCAGUUAUAAAACGGUGCUUUUGUACGUUACUUUUAAAAACAUGACAGUUUCUAAAUACUACUCUGAUACUGUCUGUAAAAGCUUCAUUCCAAAGCCACUUGAUGGCGCUGACAGCAAAAGCCAGACAUCUGAAAAAUGUGUACAAUACCAGCCCGAUCUCACGAGGAUUCGUGAAACUGUUACGUAAAUUUUUGUUUCGGUUUCGUGCGCACCAACACGAUUUCGUCAUGUUUUUCGUGCCGCUCACCACGAAAUGCGCACCAAUGUAUUUUAAACGGCGGACUUUUCGUGCCACCCAGAACGUAUUUCAAACGAAUGUGUGUAUUAUAUUUUUAAUGUAAAACCAUGGCGAAUCCAACGCUAUAUUUUGCAUGACAUCGUCCCUAACCAUAACCCUAACCAUAACCCUAACCAUAACCUAACCAUAACCCGGUGGUACACUUACCAAUUAGCAUAGGAAUUUCAAGAAUGUCCGGCGGCCGCAAACGCGAUCACACAAGCAGUAUACGCCGAUGGACAGCUUAGAUCGUCAUGAAUCCGCUGGUAUAAACCACUUUCAGCUGUGAUUACCACAGCGGGUUUCGUUGUGAGCAACACGAAAAACAUUUCGUGGUGAGCGGCACGAAAAACAUGACGAAAUCGUGUUGGUGCGCACGAAAAAGAAACAAAAAAUUUACGUAACAGUUUCACGAAUCCCCGUGAGACCGUGUUGACAAUACAGACUAAGUAAACUAUGACGAAUGUAAACGCAUUUUACAAGCAUUUACUCAGAAAUGUAUUUUACUAAUAUAAUUGUUCUAUUUUCAAUAAUUUGUAAUUUUUUAAAUGUGGAUAAAAAUAUUGUAAAAAUGUGUAUUCUUGUUUUGUAAAUUUCUUUUAUUAAAUUCUUUUAAUAGAAGAAUA
Acanthochromis polyacanthus (spiny chromis) is the source of this 2444-nucleotide messenger RNA. It is a transcript of the gene hsd3b7, whose product is annotated as hydroxy-delta-5-steroid dehydrogenase, 3 beta- and steroid delta-isomerase. The transcript has 6 exons. Gene Ontology annotation, biological process: steroid biosynthetic process. The coding region runs from base 76 to 1176 and encodes 366 amino acids. Gene Ontology annotation, molecular function: 3-beta-hydroxy-Delta5-steroid dehydrogenase (NAD+) activity. The record is from RefSeq and is a predicted model, not a curated record. Lineage: Eukaryota; Metazoa; Chordata; Actinopteri; Pomacentridae.